AUGAAGAAAUUCAAAUGGGAUGAGGAUUGCCAAGCCGCAUUUGAAGAAUUGAAGUCAUUCUUGACUAACCCGCCCCUACUAAGUAGGCCCGUAGCCGGGGAGAACCUGUACCUGUACUUAUCGGUAGGGAGAGAGACUAUCGCCUCAGUACUAGUACGGGAAGAAGAGGAGGAGCAAAGGCCAAUCUACUACAUAAGCAGAAUGCUAAAAGGGGCAGAACUCAAUUACCCAACCAUAGACAAACUCGCACUUUCCGUUGUCAUAACCACCAAAAAGCUCAAACCAUAUUUCCAAGGACACACAGUCAUAGUGCGCACAAACCAGCCUUUGAGGAAAGCACUGUAUCGACCUGAGACUUCGGGACGAUUGGUCAGUUGGUCAGUACAACUGGGAGAGCACGACAUCAGGUACAAACCAAGGACCUCCUUGAAAGCCCAGGCACUCGCGGAUUUCGUGGCUGAGAUGACAGAGAAACCGUGGGACUCAGCAACCGAGGAGUUAACAUGGAACCUAUUCGUAGACGGAGCCUCCAGUGACAAGGAGCCGGAGCAGCAAAUAUUUCUGCCAUAUGCUAACAAUGUAGCAGAAUAUGAGGCCCUCUUAACAGGACUCGAAAUUGCGACAGAAACCAAGGACCAAAACAUGGCGAAAUACAUGGCAAGAGCGAAGGAACAACUCAAGAAGAUCGAAAAGAACGGAGGACAAUGGGAAAUAAUACCCAUCCCCAGAGAAGAGAACACCAGAGCAGACGCAAUAGCCAAGGCAGCCGCAGUGAAAAGCCAGCUAUAUGUGUCGCUCCAGAUGAAGGAGGAACGGAUGACACCAACAGUAGAGGGGCAGCAGGUGUUACCAGUCGCAGUACUUGAUCCAUGGAUGCAACCCAUAGUGGCAUAUUUGGCGGACGGAGUCCUACCUGAAGGACGCACCGAGGCGGCCAAGCUAGUUCGAAUUUCCUCUGUUUACUCAUUAAUAGAGGGAGCACUGUAUCGGACUUCAGUCACACACCCAUGGUCUAAAUGCAUAUCACUAGAAGAAGGAAGCUACGUCCUUUGGGAAAUCCAUGAAGGAGAAUGUGGAGCUCACGAGGGCGCAGUCACUCUAUAA
Mercurialis annua (annual mercury) is the source of this 1104-nucleotide messenger RNA. RefSeq lists its product as uncharacterized. The record is from RefSeq and is a predicted model, not a curated record. NCBI's taxonomy places the organism in Eukaryota, Viridiplantae, Streptophyta, Magnoliopsida, Malpighiales, Euphorbiaceae. Gene Ontology annotation, molecular function: nucleic acid binding. The transcript has 3 exons. The coding region runs from base 1 to 1104 and encodes 367 amino acids.